Molecule: messenger RNA, 318 nt
Organism: Staurois parvus
Lineage: Eukaryota; Metazoa; Chordata; Amphibia; Anura; Ranidae
Source: the annotation of a GenBank genome assembly
AUGUAUGUGAAAUGGUUUGAUACAGGAAUGUUUUACUAUGUGAUUUUAGUGUAUUUAGUGAAUGUCACUUUUUGUCAUUUUCAAAUUUCCUGCCGUUCCAUCCCCCGUAGGUCCUGACGCUCGCAGGGGACGGAACCCAGAUGACAGAUGCCGGCAUCCGCCGGAUUACAUUGCUGGGGACACUUCAGGAGGGACAUCGCAGGAGCGCAGGACAAGGUAAGUGAUCGAGAGAUCGUGGAGCAGCGCCGCAUGGUAAGCCCAAGUGUAGCUCGGGGUUACCGCUUGUGCUACACUCGGGAAUACCGCCAGGGAGGCUAC